AUGGCCGCCCCCUACCAAGAUCCCAACGCUGGCACUACCAGAUAUACCAUCGGUGCGCCUGGCCAGAAUCAGCAACACAACACAAACGGCAAUGCCAACUAUGCGCAGCAGAAUGGCAACGCCCCUGAAACGCAGUACGACAGUGAUGCCCGACAGUCCACCGAAAGUCGUACUGGUCGGAAGCGAUCGAUCGGCAAUGGAGAACCCAAUGAUCGGAGUAGAUCAAGAACGGGUGGUAGUGGUGGAAGAUCUGUUCGGACCUGUAAAAAGUGCGGAGAAGCGUUGACAGGACAAUUUGUGCGCGCCCUAGGAGGAACAUACCAUCUCGACUGCUUCAAAUGUGCCGACUGCGGACAAGUCGUUGCCUCGAAGUUCUUCCCUGUCGAUGCUGCAGAUGGCUCUGGACAAUUUCCGCUGUGCGAGACCGAUUAUUUCCGGCGUCUGGACUUGCUCUGCUACGACUGCGGUGGUGCGUUGCGCGGCUCCUACAUCACGGCGUUAGACCGGAAAUACCACAUCGAACACUUCACCUGUUCCGUGUGUCCCACGGUCUUCGGUUCUCAAGACAGUUACUACGAGCAUGAGGGCAAAGUCUAUUGUCACUACCAUUACUCGACACAGUUUGCUCAGAGAUGCAACGGAUGCCAGACUGCCAUAUUGAAGCAAUUUGUCGAGAUAUUCCGAAAUGGGCAAAAUCAGCAUUGGCACCCAGAAUGCUACAUGAUUCACAAGUUCUGGAAUGUCCGAUUAUCGACGUCAGAUGAGGCUUCAGCACGUCCACAUCUCAAUGCAGACGUACGCAACGAUGAGCGGGAGCUGGUCAAAGAAGAUGAAGAUCGGAUGGAGCUGAAGGUGUACCGCAUCUGGAGUAUCCUGUCCACCUUCGAAGAGUCUUCCGCUUCGUGCAUUUCAGAUAUGCUUCUUCAGGUGAGCAACGGAUCGUACUAUGAAGGAGUCAUUGUAGCCAGAAAGUUCAUCUGGCAUGUCGACAUCCUCUUCAAUGCGGUCGACAGUCUCGCCUCUCUGGUCAUCAAAUCGGGCCUCAAGGAAUUGUCUUAUGGCCGAGAAGCCAAGCUACUCUGCAAGAAGGUAGUGGCAUUUUUCACCUUACUGUCCAAAACGCAAGAGACCGGUGUGCGGAAGCUUGGCGUUACCCAAGAACUACUCUCCCUGGUUACUGGCCUGGCUCACUAUUUGAAGCUCCUCAUUCGCAUUGGUCUUCAGGGCGCCCUGAAGCUCGAGCGCGAAAGAGGCACCGCAGAAGGUCUACAUGCAUUCUUGGAUGAGCUUGCCGACCUCGAAACCAUCAAAGAGCAAGAGCUGAAGAACGUCGAUAUCAACGAUGGGGUUGCUGGGCUGGCUGAGCAACAGUCGGACUGCUGUGCCAGCUGUACACAGCCAAUUGAUGAUGAAUGUAUCAUGAUCUACGGCAAGCGCUGGCACGCAAAGCCGCCUCAUUUGACAUGCAGUGUCUGUAACAGAGACCUGAGCCAGGAUCUUUACAGCGCUCGUUACAGCGAGCGUGAUGAGCGUGUCUACUGUCUCGACCACGCCAAACGAGCCGCUGAAACAGUGUCUGGCUUUUCCCACGUCUCAAAACUGCAGCAAUACGUCUUCCUAUUGAAGGUUGCGUUGGCUAGACUCUUAGAGGUCUUGAAGAACAGUGGGAGCCUUCCUCAUACGACAGAAGAUCCCAAUCUGACACCUUACAACACUGAUGACGGCCAUCGUGGUCAAGAUCGUGCACCACCCCACCAGAAGAUGGGGUCGCGAUCUAAGUCCUACGCCGGCUCAUCAAAACAGGAAGGCUCAUCACUCGAGCAGACAGUAGGCGAGAUGAAGCGCCUGCGAUCGACAAGAAACGAAAGAACACUGUCGACAACUUUUCGAAAGGCAAGAGCCUCCCGCAUCAUGGACGGCCCGACGGGCAUUCGACCAGGAUCCGCAGGAGACGACCCCUCUCGAGGCCAGUUCCAGAUUGUUGAGGAGCGAGAUCUUGACGGCAAGGUUCGACCUGAAUUGACUUUCGGCAAUCAAGAAGGUCUUACUCUGGAUGACAUCCCGCGCAUUGUCGCAGCAGAGCAGGCCAAGGAGCAGCGGCCUAAUGCGUAUCGACACGCAGGCACCGCUUUGAUUGGCGCUAGCAAUAACGCUCCUCGUCUGCUCAAUGGCCACGCGCGCGGCGCAUCAGCCGGAAACGAUCUGCUGUCUGGCGAGCCAAGUCCUCUUCGCACAAAGCGUUACUUCUCCGAAUUGUCGGCGCUGGAGUAUUUCAUAGUGCGUCAUGUGGCAGUUCUGUCCAUGCAGCCACUGCUGGACGGCCACUUCACUCUGGAAGAUCUGCUUGGGUUGAUAGAAUCACGAAAGCCGACGUUCUGGGGAAAAGUCAGCCGGGCUCUGCGAAACGACAACAAAGUAAAGAAGAAGGGCGUCUUCGGGGUUCCGCUUGAGAGUCUGUGCGAACGUGAAGGUGCUGAGUCCACGCAUGGUGUGGGACCAGGAGCGUUGCGUGUGCCCGGGAUCGUGGACGAGGCAAUAAGCGCCAUGAAGCAGAUGGAUAUGUCCGUGGAAGGUGUCUUCCGCAAGAACGGCAAUAUCAAACGUCUAAGAGAGGCGUCUGAGCUAAUCGACGCCAACCAGAUGCCAGACUUGAGCCGCGAGAAUGCUGUUCAAGUUGCGGCUCUGCUCAAGAAGUUCUUGCGCGAUAUGCCAGACCCGCUGCUAACUUUCAAGUUGCACAAGCUGUGGAUCGCAGCUCAAAAACUCGAAGAUGACGACGUUCGUCAGCGUGUUCUGCACUUGACUUGCUGUUUGAUGCCAAAGAGCCAUCGAGACACGAUGGAAGUGCUCUUCGCGUUUUUGCGUUGGACGGCAUCUUUCUCGCAAGUCGACGAGGAAUCCGGAAGCAAAAUGGACGCACACAACCUAGCCACUGUGAUGGCACCAAACAUACUGUAUGCCCUACAGAAGAAGGAGAAUGGAAAGGCGGCGGUUGUGCCACAAGUCGACGAAAGCUUUCUGGCCAUUGAGACUGUGCACACACUGAUACAGUUCAACGACACAUUUUCGGAGGUACCCGAAGAUUUGCAGUCAAUCCUGACCGAUAGCAGCCUGCACAACAGCUCGGCAGAGUUGACUACCAAAGAAAUUCUCUCGCGGUACGGCGAUAUCGUGAAAGGAAACGUGGCCAAGCAGACCGUCCAAGCCGCAGAUGGACCAGCAAGAGCCACUCCGUCUUCUGCCACCGGCUCAACGAAAGGCCCAAAUACUGUCGCCAUGCGGGUCGAUGCCGAUCCUUCUCAGGCUCACGCAUGGCACAAGCAAAGCUCUGUGCGUCCAGUACAGAAUCAUGGUCCUGGCAACGCGAAGCAGGAUUUUGAUUUCGCUGCCCCAAACCAACCAUACUCUGGGAGACAGCGCGCAGGCAGUGGUUCGAGUCAGGGCGAUUACAACAAAGACAAUAGGCAGAGCUACGGCAAUAAGCCUCUCGGUGUUGCGAGCUGA
Molecule: messenger RNA, 3504 nt
Organism: Cyphellophora attinorum
Lineage: Eukaryota; Fungi; Ascomycota; Eurotiomycetes; Chaetothyriales; Cyphellophoraceae
Product: Rho-type GTPase-activating protein 1
Exons: 2
Coding region: 1-3504 (1167 amino acids)
Biological process (GO): actin cytoskeleton organization; signal transduction
Cellular component (GO): cytoplasm
Source: RefSeq, a predicted model, not a curated record